Messenger RNA from Trichoderma virens Gv29-8, 807 nucleotides. RefSeq lists its product as uncharacterized. NCBI's taxonomy places the organism in Eukaryota, Fungi, Ascomycota, Sordariomycetes, Hypocreales, Hypocreaceae. The transcript has a single exon. The coding region runs from base 1 to 807 and encodes 268 amino acids. The record is from RefSeq and is a predicted model, not a curated record.
AUGGCCUUCACAAAAAUCAAUUCUUCAGUUCGCGUCACCCAUAUUGGUACAGCUACUGCCAUCAUUGAGCUAGACAACCUUACCAUCCUCACCGACCCGUACUUCUCUCCAGAGGGCACUGAGUGGAUUGGCAAGUCGGGCGCUACCCUGGUCAAUUCAUACCAGCCACCACUUGGCCUUGAAGAUCUGCCACCGAUUGAUCUCAUACUUUUGAGCCAUGAAGACCACAAGGAUAAUCUGGACGAUCUGGGGCGCCAACUCCUCAAUGGCCGGCACGUCUUUACUACCACCGACGGUGCGCGAAACCUCGCUCCAAGAAAAGCGGUCCGCGGGAUGAAGCCGUGGGAAACGGUGAGCCUCCAAAUUGGCGGCGGGCCGCGCUAUGAAAUCACAGCAACGCCUUGCCAGCAUCUCCCAGGUGGCGAAUGCCUUGGAUUCAUCAUCACCGCAGAGCAUUUUGGUACAUCGGACGGGAAGCCUAAUGCCGUAUACUUCUCUGGAGAUACUGUCUACAUAGAGGAGCUUGCUAAGAUCAAAGAUCGCUUUCACGUUUCUGUUGCCCUGUUUAGUCUCGGCAAGGCCAUAGUUCCAAAACCCGGCGGGGGCAUGCUACAGAUUACGAUGGACAGCAAACAAGCUGUGCAACUUAUGCGUGAUAUUGAACCAGAUAUUGUGAUACCGUUACAUUUUGAGGGAUGGAGUUUGUUUAAGGAAGGGAAAAGCGAAAUCGAAGAGGUGGUAAUUGAAGAGGGCGUUGAGGCCAAGUUUAAGUUUCUCACACCGGGAAUCAAUACCAAAAUAAUGUAA